Molecule: messenger RNA, 758 nt
Organism: Tuber aestivum (summer truffle)
Lineage: Eukaryota; Fungi; Ascomycota; Pezizomycetes; Pezizales; Tuberaceae
Source: the annotation of a GenBank genome assembly
AUGUCCGCUGCAGCUUGCAUCUUCUGCAAAAUCAUCCGGGGUGAAAUCCCCUCCUUCAAGGUUCUUCCUCCCACCCCUCUCCGUUCCCCACAUCCCAAUCCAAAAAAAAAGAAGAAAAAAAAGAAAUCCCACCCCGCACUAACCGAUACGCCUCACAGCUCCUCGAAACCGACAAAAUCCUCGCAUUCCUCGACAUCAAUCCUCUCUCCCGUGGACACGCCGUAAUCCACUCUCUCCUCCCUCUCUCGCCCCCACCACAGGCAGGUGGGCAGAUGACUGACCCAACACCUAGCUCGUAAUUCCCAAAACUCACGGCGAGAAACUCCACGACGUGCCCGACGCAGAACUCGGCGAGCUUCUGCCCGCCGCAAAGAAGCUCGCGAUAGCUGUCGGUGCAGCAGAGUACAACAUUUUGCAGAACAACGGACGCGGGGCACAUCAGAUUGUUGAUCAUGUUCAUGUUCAUAUGGUAGGUUUUCCCGUCAAGCCAUAUCCGGUGGGGGGAGGAUGGAGGGCUAAUGAUUUGGCGGGGUGGGGAUAGAUCCCGAAGCCAAAUGCAAAGGAGGGGCUGGGGAUAGAGUGGCCGGCGCAGGCUACCGAUAUGGACGGGUUGAAGGCGCUGUUUGAGGAGUUGAAGGCGAAGAUCUAGAGGGGGGGGAGGGGGCGAGUGAUUGGGGGUGAGGCGUUGCCCUUCAAUGAGUGUGAUAUGGUUGGGCGAUUCGAUUGCUACUUGUGAUAGUAACAGAAAGUACCUAACU